This is a messenger RNA of Anopheles funestus (African malaria mosquito), 1297 nucleotides long. Its product is annotated as peritrophin-1-like. Gene Ontology annotation, molecular function: chitin binding. Lineage: Eukaryota; Metazoa; Arthropoda; Insecta; Diptera; Culicidae. The record is from RefSeq and is a predicted model, not a curated record. Bases 169 to 876 code for a protein of 235 amino acids. Gene Ontology annotation, cellular component: extracellular region. The transcript is spliced from 2 exons.
UAUCAUGUGACAGCAACCAUGUCGAUCGUGCUUGGACAUGUGAAGAUAUCAUGUGCAAGAGUUUUUAUAAAACAAGUGUGCAAUCGAUGAAGAUAAUUUACACCGUUCGUUUUCUUACGCAGCUUAUAUUGCUGGUGCUGUCAGUCUACAAUCAAUUCUCGAACGAAAAUGAAGCUACUGUUUGUGCUUCUAGCCCUUGGAGGCGUUUCUCAAUUAUAUGGACUUAAGAUCUGUGAAAGAAAGGCACCCGGUACGUUAACGGGAAAUCCUGCCAACUGCAGGGAGUUCUACAUGUGCCGUUCCGGUCGUCCGGUACUGUUCUCCUGCCCGGAGAAAAUGUACUUCGAUGUGGCUUCAGCUGCCUGUGGAUACGAAGCGUUAUGUGCUGCAAACGAUGUGAAUUCACCGCAGGUUCCGUUGGAUCCACUCGGACCAGAGUACUCCCCGAUCGUGGCAGAUCCGUCACGGCUAGUGCCGAGCAGCGGUGUUUGUCUGGGUGCAUCGCCAGGUGCAAUUCGAUUGGACACCACCGGUUGCAAAUCGUUCUACCAAUGUACCAGAGCUGGUCCACUUCGGUUCGAGUGUCCCGCCGGCACCCUGUUCGAUAGCAAUCGUAUCCUGUGCGAUGCGGCCGAUAUAGUAUCCUGUGCGUUUCAACCGGCGAAUCCCACCGUCGGUGGCACUGUUGCAAGCAAUAUACUGUCUUUGCUGUGCUUUGGUAAGAAGAACGGUCACAAGAUAUCCCAUCCGACCAACUGCGAGCGGUACAUCGUGUGCAAUGGACAUAACAAACCACAAGAGCUGAAAUGCGCACCCGGUACGGCAUUCAACAAGCAGCGCAACGUUUGUGACUUUAAGCACAAAGUUCAGUGCUAGAGUAGUUGCUUUGCCUUACAUCAAAUGAAACCGAUUUCCGAAAAGCGAUCCUCGCAAAAUCCCGCGUGCUCACCUCAUUACAGCUGGCAUUGAGACGGUAGUUGGACAAAACAGUGGUUUUUGUUUUAAUUGGAUUAAAACCAUGCGUACGUUUACGGGGACACGUGGUGCAAAAGUGGUAAGAGGGAUAAAGUCGAUUUUUGAUUCCAUCAUCGAUUGUCUGGGUGAUUUUGGGUGCGUCCGGAAGGAAAAUAACAUUGGUCAACACUGAGCAGCUGCUUUCGUGUCAAAUGUGUCCUUACUUCCGGUAUCUCAACUAAACAAAAAAAAACACGCACACCCAAGAACCCUGCUUGAAAGGAAGGAAGGACAAACAAGCACAGGUACAAAAUAUGAAUAGUCAAUGAAGGACGAUAAAUUC